Messenger RNA from Corticium candelabrum, 721 nucleotides. RefSeq names its product large ribosomal subunit protein uL11m-like. Lineage: Eukaryota; Metazoa; Porifera; Homoscleromorpha; Homosclerophorida; Plakinidae. The coding region runs from base 107 to 577 and encodes 156 amino acids. Gene Ontology annotation, cellular component: ribosome; mitochondrial large ribosomal subunit. Gene Ontology annotation, molecular function: large ribosomal subunit rRNA binding; structural constituent of ribosome. The record is from RefSeq and is a predicted model, not a curated record. Gene Ontology annotation, biological process: translation. The transcript is spliced from 4 exons.
UGAAACACAUGGUACAGUUUACAAGAAGCCGGAUAACCAUAAGUUUGAUACGACUUGCUCGAUCGUGUGUCCCGUAUGCGGUACUGCUACUGUAUACGGGUCUUGGAUGAAGACGUAUCCCGUACACGAUAUCAUUAUGGCGAAGGCUGGUCGAGUGAUAGGAACUCUUAGGACGUACAUCGCAGCAGGAAAAGCUUCCUCUUCACCUCCUUUGGGUCCAGCCUUAGGCCAAAGAGGAGUCAACAUUGGGAUGUUUUGUAAAGAAUUUAAUGAUAAAACGAAGCAUAUCAAGGAAGGUGUACCUAUUCCAACACGGAUUACGUUCAAGUCUGAUCGAUCAUUUGAAAUACAAAUGACAACCCCACCAACUAGCUAUUUUUUGUUGGCUGCUGCUGGGCUAGAGAAGGGGAGUAAGGAACCAGGCCAAAAGCUCGUUGGACGAAUUUCUCUGAAACACAUAUAUGAGAUAGCUCUUAUUAAACAGCAAGAUCUCGCAUUGAAACGAGUGCCUUUGCCGAGUAUUUGUAAGACAGUUAUUGGUUCGGCACGUAGUAUGGGUAUUGAAGUAGUUCGGUAGAAUUUUCAACAGAUAUAGUUACAGACGAGGCAACUGUCAUAUUCAAGGAAUCUUAUGAUGCACAAGCAGCUGUACAGUUGUUAUGAAACAAAUGACUUCUGUGUGCCUGCAAAGUUCUAAUAAUGACUGCUUGCUUGUGUUUGA